CUGUUGAACUAAUUCACGAGAUAUUCUCUAGAUUGCCUGUCAAGUCAAUAGCGAGGUGUCGUUGCGUGUCGGAACAAUGGAGGUCCAUACUUUGCAGUGUAUAUUUUACCGAGCUGUUCUUAACAAAGUCUUCCACUCGACCUAGUCUCUUCUUCGCCAUGGAAAGCUCUACAAACAAUAAUGAGUUUCUCUUCUUUUCCUCCCCUCACCGUGAUGACAAGACAUGCCGCUGUUCAGUUGAAGUUUUCUAAAGACAUGCCGCUGAAAUUUUGUGGUCAUGCCUCUGGUUUGUUCUGUUUACGUCGUAUGCCAAUCUUAAAAGAGGCCAGGGAUGAGGAGGAGGAGGAGGAGCAUACAGAGCAUGUGAUAUGCAACCCUAGCACAGGACAGUACGGGUUCUUACCUAUAGUGAGGACGGGCAGUAAGAGCCUUUUAGGGUUUGAUCCUAUUGACAAGGUGUUCAAGGUAGUGUCAUCCAAUUCUACCUAUUCAUCUCGCACCAAUGUUGUUAAUGUUUUUACAUUAGGAACUGGAGAAGUUGAGUGGAGGAAGAUCUACUCUCCCUUAGACCAUUAUCCUUGGUCCAAGGGGAUAUGCAUCAAUGGAGUUCUAUAUUACUUGGCUCUAGGACUCCAUGCAACAACUUUCUAUAUAGUUUGCUUUGAUGUUCGGUCUGAGAAAUUCAAGUUUAUGGACACAUAUAAAUUCACUCAUUAUACUACAAGAUUGAUCAACUAUGAGGGUAAAUUAGGUCUGGUUAGGUGGACAGCUUAUUCUGAGAGUAUCAUGACUAUGUGGGUUCUAGAGGAUGUCGAGAAACAUGAUUGGUCUGAACAUCUAUUCACUCUUCCUGGUGAUAAAUUCAGUGGCACUGGCUUUGUUUCCGUUGUUGGAGUGACCGCUACAGGUGAAAUUGUUUUGAUGAACAACUCUUAUCACUCCAACCCAUUUUAUGUUUUCUACUUCCAUCCCGGAAGGAACACUGUCAAACGCCUUGAAGUCCAAGGUUUUGAAAACCAUGGUGGUAGUAGAGUUUACGCCUUUGUAGACCAUGUAGAUGAUCUCACGUUUAAUAUGAAAUCUUGGCAGCUGCAUCAAGAUGUUCUUCCUAGGUUUUGAAAGCUUUAACAAAUUUCGUGCUCUCAGUCUUCUAGAUGAUGUAUGAAUUUACAGGUGCAGAAAAUCUCUUUGUGUUAAUAAAAGGUGUAUUCAAUACGUUACUGAAGCUUUUGACCUGACGACCUUGCUUGGUUCUAGUCAUCUCAGAGAAGAGAUCUAAUUUCUUCAAAUGAUUUAGCAACUUUUAGAUUUUACUGUGGCUCACAAUAUUAAUAUAUUCCGGACAAAUUUGGUCUGUCUUUUGUGCUGCUGAACCUAACGUUAAGAGCAUCUGCAUUAGUGAACUCCAUGGGGAGUUCACACAGUUUUCGAAAAAAAAAAAAAUAUUAAAAUAAACAAAAGCAAUGAACCUCUCUCUUAUAAGUUCACUGCACUGAACCUGGAUCAUCACUGUAGCGCGGGCUCCACGACACGUGGCGGCCCGCGGUUGGUCCGGUUAUAAUUUUUUUUUUUUUUUUUUUUUAAAAACAAAAAUCAAACAGAAAAAAAAUAAUAAUAAAAAAAUGCUUUGUGAACCCCUUCCAAGGGGUUCACUAAUGCUGAUGCUCUAAGACUGAUCCUCCUUUCGUAGGCCGCAAAUGUCAGCUUCAAAAUUAUGUGUGUUUAAUUGGAGUCAUUGAAAAUGAAUGAUACUCGUUAUGUUUCCCGAAAGCAAGAUUUUCUAAAGUCUUCACGUUUAUUAAAAUUCAAUAAAUAUUUAUAAUUUAAUUUUUCUUUUACUUUAUUAUACACAUUUCAAUAACUUUUCACCAAUGAAUUUAAUUAAUUCAAAUAUUUUUUAAAAAUAUAAACAAAUAUCUUAAACAUAUAAAAAAACUAUCUUUGUGGAAUAAGUAGAAAGUCUAAAACAUCUUACUUUCGGAAACGGAUGAAGUAUAUAGGAAAGUAAUUUUCAAUAUCAUGUGAAAUACAUUAAAAAAAAAUUGAAUCUCUAAAGCUACUGCAUAAGCCAUCAGCAUUAUGAAAUCCACAAACAGAAAAAUCAGCGCACAGUUGAUGCUAGAAUUCGUUGGCAGUGAUGGUUAGAGAGCGUUACAAAAAAUUUGUGAUUAAGCAAAAGUUAGUAGAAAAUCAAUAUAACACUCAUAUAUAUUGACCAAAUCAAUUAUAUUAUUACUAAUUUCUAACAUUUAAAAAACAACUAAAUCGCAAAUAUUAUCCCUAAGUAAAUAAUGUGUAGGUUUAUUUUAAAACCA
Molecule: messenger RNA, 2315 nt
Organism: Brassica napus (rape)
Lineage: Eukaryota; Viridiplantae; Streptophyta; Magnoliopsida; Brassicales; Brassicaceae
Product: putative F-box protein At1g30925
Exons: 1
Coding region: 181-1119 (312 amino acids)
Source: RefSeq, a predicted model, not a curated record